AUGUUUCAAAAGCAAAGUUCGACUAUUAAAUCCAGUGAAAAUGUUCAAACACAUUCCAUAACAAAACUUCAUAGGAGGAAAAAACAAAAAUCACAUCAUCGCUCGCGGAAAAACGUCAAUUCAACGAAAUUAAAAUCGAAAUAUCGAAAGAAAAAUCAUAGGAGUCCUAUUAAAAAUAAUUUCGAGCAAUUAUCACUUAACACAAAUAGCUUCAAUGAAAAUCGAACUAACAAUAAUGAAAUAUCUUUUGAUACAAAUCGUAUGGUUCAAGAUCAUUUAUAUAUUUCAAUAAUGGGUCUUCUUUGUUUUUUUCCAACGGGUAUCUUUGGUUUGAUACGCGCGAUGCAGGCCAGUGAAAUGAAACGAUCAUCAUCGCUUCUUGAUUGGCCUAAACUAGCAGCUAUCUAUGGAAGACAUGCACUACGUUGGGCAAUUCUUUCAAUACUUAUUGGUACUAUGCUAUGGACUAUUUUUAUUAUUUAUCAUCUUUUACGAGAACAACAUCCUCUAUGGGAUGCCUAUUAUCAAGAAUGCGGUGAACAAUUUUUAUGCUCUAUAUGA
This is a messenger RNA of Rotaria socialis, 561 nucleotides long. Lineage: Eukaryota; Metazoa; Rotifera; Eurotatoria; Philodinida; Philodinidae. The record is from the annotation of a GenBank genome assembly.